AUGAGUCAGACAAUUAAAGAUGAUCAAAAAUCCGUUAAAAGUUUAUCAACUUUACCUUCAGAUGUGGAUCUGAGUAUGGAAGGUUAUCAAGACAGUUUACAUGAACAAGUUAAGAAUAAUUACCAGAAGGAUGUUCCUUUGGACUUAAGAACUGUCACUAAUGAAGCCGUUUCAAGACAGUUAAGUCGAAUACAAUCGCGGUUAUCAUCAAUUCAUACAAGAGAUGGAGAUGAAGUUCUUGAUGAAGAAGCUACUGAUCCUGAGAAACAGUUGGAAACAGUCAAUUCUAGAGCUAAAUUCGACAGAUUUUCAACAAAGACUAAAUAUAUUUGUUUAGGUAUUGCUUCAAUGUCGGGAUUUUUAUCACCUUUAAAUUCCUUAGCUAUUUUACCUGCUAUUCCUGAAAUUGCAGAUACUUUCAGUACAACCACUGAAGUUAUUAAUAUUUCAAAUGCUAUUUAUUGUAUCUUUAUGUCAUUGUCACCAUGUUUAUUUUCACCAUGUAGUGACAUUUAUGGAAGAAGACCGAUGUUUUUCAUUUGUUGUGUGUUAUAUUGUAUUUCUAAUAUUUUGGUUGCAGUAUCACAAAAUUUAGCUAUGUUUUUCAUUUUCAGAUGUGCUAGUGCUUUAUUUGGUACAUCAUUUUUCAGUAUCGGUGGACAUAUUGUUAGUGAUAUUUAUCAUCCAGAUCAAAGAGGAAGAGCUAUUGCAUUUAUCAUUUUAGGAGCUCAAUUAGGUACAGGUUUUGGUGCAUUUUUAGGUGGAGUUAUUGUUAAUUUUACUUCUUGGAGAGUCAUUUUAUGGGUUAUGAUGGGUAUUGGAGCUGCAGUUUUAGCAAUUGCCAUUUUUUUCUUACCAGAAACCGCUCUUAAGACCAAACAUGCAGUAAUUAUUGAAGAAAUGAGGAAACUUGAACCAAAAAGAAAAUUUGUUUUCGUUCCAUUCAAUCCUUUUAAAAUUAUGACAGCUUUAAAAUAUCCAAAUCUUUCAAUUGAUGGAUUUAUUGCAAUUGCAACUGUUUAUACAAUGUUUAUGUUACAAACUCCAAUUAGAGAAGUUUUAGAACCAAGAUUUGGUUUAACCAAACCUUUAUAUUCAGGGUUAUUUUAUUUAUCUCCAGGUUUUGGUUAUUUGGUUGGUAGUUUCAUUGGAGGUCCUUGGGCUGAUCAUGUGGUUAAAAAAUAUACCAAAAUUAAAGGUAGAAGAAUUCCUGAAGAUAGAUUAAGAACUGUUUUAAUACCUUUAGGUAUCAUUUAUCCUGUAAGUACCUUAAUUUAUGGAUGGACAGUUCAAUACGAAAAGGGAGGUAUGGCUGUACCUAUUAUUUUUUUAUUCUUUGGAGGAGUUUCACAAACUUGUAUUUUCCCAGCAUCAAAUGCUUAUUGUAUUGAUUCAAUGCCUGAAUUAGGAGGUGAUGGAAUUGCUUCAAGUUAUUUCUCAAGAUAUAUUGCUGCUGCUGUUGCCUCAGCUACUUGUCUUAGAAGUAUCAAUACUAUAGGUCUUGGCUGGACUUGUACUAUUGCUGCAUUCAUUUUAUGGGCUGCCACAGCAUGUGCUUUGAUUUUGAUUUAUUUCGGUGAGAAAUUAAGAAUCAAUGCAUUAAUUAGAUAUGGACUUCGUGAAAAAGAUGAAUUUGUGGAGGAAAAGGAUUAA
This is a messenger RNA of Yamadazyma jaroonii, 1653 nucleotides long. The record is from the annotation of a GenBank genome assembly. NCBI's taxonomy places the organism in Eukaryota, Fungi, Ascomycota, Pichiomycetes, Serinales, Debaryomycetaceae.